UUCCCUCUGCCUCAUUGCAAGAACUAGGCGUCACGCCACCCAGAUAACUCCCCAGGCCUGGCUUCAGUCAGUCGGCUCCUCCGCCAUCAGUGAUUCCGACGCACUCUUCGUCCCUCAGCUCUUCUCUAUACAGCCCAUCUGGUUUCUGUUGAUUUAAAACCAUUGCCAUCGAGUGGAAGAUAACCUGUAACAUGGUGGAGGCGAGCUCUAUGGGUGAAGAGUAUGAUUCGUAUGAACAACGCAAAAGUAAAAAACGGAUGAAGAAGGCAAAGAAAGAGAAAGUUGACUUCAACAGAGACAAUCCACAUAAAUCUGGAAGAGGAACGGGGAAGGAGGAAAGUUUGAAAGACAGAAAGAUAGCCCAGGCAUCUCGUAUUAGGAAACAGGUUGAUCCUGAAACAGCGAAAUACUUCUCAGAAAUUGCUAAUCUCUUUGAAAGUAAUGAGGUUGACCUGGAGGAACGAUCAGUUAUAUGUGGUAAUGCUCUUGAAGAAACCAGGGGAAAAGAAUUUGAGCUUGCAACUGAUUAUAUUAUAAGCCACACUCUGCAAUCACUCCUUGAGGCCUGCGAUGUAGACAACCUUUGCUCUUUCCUGCAAAGCUGUACAAAGGAUUUCCCUUUUAUUGCAAUGGAUAGAUCUGGUUCUCAUGUAGCUGAGACAGCCAUCAAAUCUUUAGCUGCUCAUCUUGAACAUCACGAGGGUCAUCCUUUGAUUGAGGAGGCUUUGACUGUGAUAUGCAAGGUGGUUGCUGCUAAUUCUGUUGAUGUGAUGUGUAAUUGCUAUGGUUCCCAUGUGCUUCGUAGUCUUCUUUGCCUUUGUAAAGGAGUACCACUUGAUAAGUGUGGGUAUUAUGUAUCAAAAUCAGCAACAAAUGUAGCAGAUCGAUUGAAUUUGAAGACAUUUCCUUCAAAAGAAGAUGAUCCAGCACAAUUUCAGCCUGGAUUUCCAGAAUUACUAAAGUUCCUUGUGUCAGAGAUCUUAGUGCAUGUCAAAGAAUUUAGCAAGACGCUGCUAGUUGAUCAGUUUAGCAGUUUAGUUCUUCAGACUGCUUUAAAGCUCUUGGCGGGGAAUGAUGAAGAGUUGUUUCACGUCAUUCCUGUCCUUAUUGGCUGUGAAGAAGAAAAUAUUGCAGAGGGCAAUCUUAUUGAAACAGCAAGGGUACGAGAGCUUGUGAAGUUAUUGAAAGAACCCGCAUCUAGCCGUCUAAUGGAGGUUGUUUUGGAAGUAUCUCCCGAGGCCUUAUACAAUGUUAUGUUUGCUAAAGUAUUCCGGAAUUCAUUGUUUGAGCUAUCAUCUCACGAGUGUGGGAAUUUUGUUAUUCAGGCAUUGAUUUCUCGUGUGAGAAAUCAGGAUCAAAUGGAGGUGAUCUGGGAAGAACUUGGUCCAAAUAUUGAAAGUCUUUUCAAAAUGGGAAGGUCAGGGGUUGUUGCUGCACUAAUUGCUGCAAGCGAGAGGCUUCAUAUUCAUGAACACAAGUCCUGUCAAGUCCUUGCUGAAACAGUGUGUUCAGUGGAUGGGUCUACAAAGUGGAUCAUCCCACGGUUAUUAUUCCUUGAUCACUAUUUCACUUGUGAAGACAAGUCCAAUUGGAGUUGGCAUAGUGGUGCUAAAAUGCAUGUCAUUGGCUCUCUGAUUCUGCAGACAGUAUUCCGGUUCAGAAGUGAAUAUAUAAAACCUUAUAUCGCCAGUAUUACAACUAUGGAAGAUCAUCACGUGCUUGAAGCAGCCAAGGAUUCAGGGGGAUCACGGGUUAUUGAAGCCUUUCUAAGUUCAGGUGCUCCGGGAAAGCAGAAGCGUAGAUUAAUUAACAAGCUACGAGGGCAUUUUGGAGAGAUUGCAUUACACCCUUCUGGUUCUUUUACUGUUGAAACGUGCUUCACCACCAGUAAUCUGUCGCUAAGAGAGGCUAUAGUGUCUGAAUUGUUGUCUGUGCGAAGUGAGCUUUCCAAGACAAAGCAGGGCUCUUACAUAUUAAGGAAACUCGAUGUUGACGGAUUUGCUGCCAGACCUGAUCAUUGGAGGUCCAAACAAACAUCGAAAGAAUCAACUUAUAAAGAUUUUUACGCUACAUUUGCUUCCGAUGAUAACAAGUCAACCAAAAUGAGUGGCUUUCUUGCUGACACAUCAAAUAAAAAUUCAAAACCAAAAACUGUUAAGGAAGUGAGUAAAGAGAUUGGUCAAUCCUUAGCUUCUUCCGCUCCAUUUUUGAGCACAUCUGGAUCCAAGAGAAAAUCAAAAAAAGAAAAGCAGAAAAAUAAGAAAAAUGCUCAAAUUGGUAGAGAUGAUGGUAGCUCUAAUAGGAAAAAUGAAAGUUUCAACAAGGAUGGUGCAUCUGUGAAGAAACGAGGAAGAGAAAAUGAUGUGUCUGAAGCUUCUCAGAAGAAAUUGAAGGCAUAAGAUGAGGUAUAGAUCGGAAGACAGGGUUUUUUCAGAAUAGUAUGGCAUUGAACAUGGUGGAAGAGGUUCAAAGAUCUGGCGCGUGAAGGUUUGAACGAUACCUCACAGCUUAUAAAAUUUUGUAUCAUUUACUAAGCUGUAUAGACUAUGAAUACACAGGGUGAGAAAGUAGUUUUUGUUGACAGUAUUUCCCAAAUCCAUCUACCAUAUUCUUUAUCAUUCACGCUAGUAAAGCUAAGAAAGGUUAUCAAAUAUUUACCAAACUUUUUGAGC
Messenger RNA from Neltuma alba, 2672 nucleotides. Its product is annotated as pumilio homolog 23-like. Lineage: Eukaryota; Viridiplantae; Streptophyta; Magnoliopsida; Fabales; Fabaceae. Gene Ontology annotation, cellular component: 90S preribosome; nucleolus; preribosome, small subunit precursor. The transcript has 11 exons. Gene Ontology annotation, molecular function: RNA binding. Gene Ontology annotation, biological process: endonucleolytic cleavage to generate mature 5'-end of SSU-rRNA from (SSU-rRNA, 5.8S rRNA, LSU-rRNA); endonucleolytic cleavage in ITS1 to separate SSU-rRNA from 5.8S rRNA and LSU-rRNA from tricistronic rRNA transcript (SSU-rRNA, 5.8S rRNA, LSU-rRNA); ribosomal small subunit export from nucleus. The record is from RefSeq and is a predicted model, not a curated record. Bases 192 to 2399 code for a protein of 735 amino acids.